CUCUUCUUCUUCCUCCUCCUCCUGCUGCUGCUGCUACUGUAGCUCUGUCAGAUACGUUUCCUGUUGCUGUUAUACUGUAGUUCAACACUGAUUCCUGAGUUUUAACGUGUCCGACUGGAACUGUGAGAACGAUAGAGUUUGUUAUGAAGUCGGGAUUCGUGCGUGUCCUCCAUCUCCCGCUGCUGCUCCUCCUGGUGGUGAGAUCUGCAGACAGCAGGUGUUUCUGUCAGGUGACAGGUAACCUGGACGACUGUACUUGUGAUGUGGAAACCAUCGACAGCUUCAACAACCAGCAGCUUUUCCCCAAGCUACAGAAACUGUUACAGUCUGAUUAUUUCAGAUUUUACAAGGUGAAUUUGGAUAAGCCAUGUCCUUUUUGGGUGGUCCAGAGUCAUUGUGGUCUUAGGGACUGUGCUGUGAAACCCUGUUCUCCUAGUGAUGUUCCAGAGGGAAUCAGAUCAUCGCACCAAAAUAAGUACUCAGCAGAGGCAAACGAGGACCUAGAGCAGUGUGAGAAGGCUCAUCAUCUGGGAGCUGUGGAUGUGUCAUUAAGCAAAGAGACAAAAGAAGCCCUGCUGGGCUGGAAUAAAUACGAUGAUGACGCUGAGCGCUUCUGUGUGGCUGAUGAUGAGGAGUCCCCAGACGCACAAUACGUCGACCUGCUGCUGAAUCCAGAGCGCUACACAGGCUACAAAGGGCCUGAGGCCUGGCACAUCUGGAACAGCAUAUACGAGGAGAACUGUUUUAAACCUUACACUGUCCAGCGACCACUAACUAACAACCCCUACCAGAGCAGCACAGGAGGAAGUCCUUUCUACAGCUGGCUGCAAGGUCAGUGUGUGGAGAAGAGAGCGUUCUACCGCCUCAUCUCUGGCCUCCAUGCCAGCAUCAACAUUCACCUGAGUGCACGAUACCUGCUGGAAGACAGCUGGCAUCAGAAGUGGGGUCACAAUGUAGCUGAGUUCAGACAGCGUUUUGAUGAGGAGCUCACAGCAGGUGAGGGGCCCAAGAGGCUCCGCAACCUCUACUUCCUGUACCUGAUAGAGCUGAGAGCCCUGGCUAAAGUGCUGCCAUUCUUCGAGCAGAAGUCUUUUCAGCUGUACACCGGUCGACCUGAGAAGGACCGGGAGCAAAAAGAGCUGCUCCUGCAGGUGCUGCAGCUGACCAGAUCAUUUCCUCUGCACUUUGAUGAAACGUUAUUGUUCGCUGGUGAUGAAAAGGAAGCAGCAAAACUGAAGGAGGAUAUUAGGCUGUCAUUUCUCAACAUCUCCAGGAUCAUGGACUGUGUUGGCUGCUUUAAAUGUCGACUGUGGGGUAAACUGCAGACUCAAGGAUUAGGCACAGCCCUAAAGAUUUUAUUCUCGGCGCACCAGAUUGAAGCCUUGCCCACUUCAGGCAACCAACGACCCAGUUUCAAACUCAGCAGGCAGGAGAUCGUCUCCCUGUUCAAUGCUUUUGGACGGAUUUCAACCAGCAUCAGUGAGCUGAAGAAUUUCAGGAGGCUGCUUGCAGAGGAGCGAUGACAGUUUGGAGAGAAGGUUGACUCUGUCUACUAACUUCUUCUCUCUUGGGGACAAUCGCCUUGAACCACUGACUUAAAUCACUGCUGCCUUUGUCCUGCUGACUGAUCUGUGUUUAAGACCGAAUAAGAAACAGGCUAAUGUUUUGCACUUUGUCAAAGAAAAUGUAUAUAAAAUGACAAAUGAAAGACUUCAAAAUUUUCAACAAAUAAAGAAUCUGAUUUUUACAGCUUACAUGCAAGCAGAUGUAUCUUAGGCUUCAAUUCUAAAGGAUAAAUCCAGCGACUCUUUGUUGUAGCCUUUCUUGUUUGCACUAAUGACUGUUGCACUUCCAUGUGUAUUGUAUAUUGGCUUUUUUCUUCUUUUUUUAUUUUUAUUUUAGAAACAUCUUUUGAUUUAUUUUGUCUUGUCUAAUGUGAAUCUAUUACAAAAAAUAAAGGCCACAUAGAGGGACGUUUUAGGACAGUUUUUUCCUGAGGAUGGCGCUGUUUUGAAAGAAAACUCCAGCAGAACUUGCUGAUUAAUGCAAAAAUCACACAGCUUGGGCAAAUUAAUUUAUUUUCAAACAGGAAUAAACCGGAUGUGUUAUUAAAAA
This is a messenger RNA of Cynoglossus semilaevis (tongue sole), 2115 nucleotides long. It is a transcript of the gene ero1a, whose product is annotated as endoplasmic reticulum oxidoreductase 1 alpha. Gene Ontology annotation, biological process: protein folding in endoplasmic reticulum. The record is from RefSeq and is a predicted model, not a curated record. Gene Ontology annotation, cellular component: endoplasmic reticulum membrane; endoplasmic reticulum. NCBI's taxonomy places the organism in Eukaryota, Metazoa, Chordata, Actinopteri, Pleuronectiformes, Cynoglossidae. Gene Ontology annotation, molecular function: thiol oxidase activity; FAD binding; protein-disulfide reductase activity. The coding region runs from base 144 to 1523 and encodes 459 amino acids. The transcript has 15 exons.